UUAACAUUCUUCUUCUGCUCUCCACAGAUCUUGGUGUCCUUGUUGGCGGCUGCUGUAAACGCCGAGCUUCAGGGCUACAGUGUAUCCACUCCCUCCGGCCCAAGUUUCAUCUCUGGUGGCUCCGGGUUGUCUGGCGGCGCUGGGUUCUCUGGUGGCUCCGGCUUCAUCUCUGGCGGCUCCGGGUUGUCUGGCGGCGCUGGGUUCUCUGGUGGCUCCGGCUUCAUCUCUGGCGGCUCCGGGUUUAUCUCUGGUGGUUCCGGUCUAUCGGGAGGCUCAGGGUUCAUCUCCGGUGGCUCUGGGUUCUCAGUCACCUGUGGUGUCGGACAGAUUCGUCAUGUAGAUGGCAGCUGCAUUACUCCCCAAAUCACUAAAAAUCUGUAUGUGUUCACCUCCCCUCCUGUUCAUAGAACAAUUGGUCCACGACCGCAUAUUCCCCCACCGAGAGUGGAACACAACAUUAUAUUCAUCCGUACUCCUGAGGGAGGAAUUGGGGUGGAACCCAUCGUUGUUCCUCCACCACUGCAGAAGAACAUCGUCUACGUGCUCAACAAGCGCACUCAUCAAGGUCAACAAGUAGUCCACGUCCCAGCUCCUGAGCAACAAACUCCUCAAGUGUACUUCGUCAACUAUGCCGAUGGUGACAACCCGACUUUGCCCACUGGAGAGGACCUCCAGUCUGCCCUCAGCUCUGCCUCUCAUGGUGGAGGUGAAGUUAUUGGUUCCGCUGGUGGCAUUGGAGGUGGCGCUGGUAUUGGGAUUGGUGGUGGCGAUGGUAUCGGCAUUGGAGGUGGCGCUGGCAUCGGCAUUGGAGGUGGCGCUGGUAUCGGCAUUGGAGGUGGCGCUGGUAUCGGCAUUGGAGGUGGCGCUGGUAUCGGCUUUCAUGAUAGUUCCAUUGAGAGCAGCGGUGGUGUUAUUGGAGGAGGAAGUACUUUUGUGAGCGGCGGUGGCAGUGUAGGUAUCCCCGCACCGUCUGGUGUGUAUGGGACGCCCUAAAUAACAACAAAUUGCAAGUUAAGUUGACGUGAGUCCUCCUUGCGACGGUCUUCAUUCCAACAAGUAAAUUGCAUCUAUACUUAUUUUUUUUACAGAUAUGUAUGUGGUUUCCAAUAAAAACAACAAAUAUACUUGGACACUUAAUUAAUAAUAGACAUACAAAGCCAGUCUUUACUUUUGUUAUGACACACUGAAGACCUGAACCCCAGGUGUCUCUUGCUUGUGGUCAACAAGCAUUGUUUUUAUGUAA
Molecule: messenger RNA, 1243 nt
Organism: Cherax quadricarinatus
Lineage: Eukaryota; Metazoa; Arthropoda; Malacostraca; Decapoda; Parastacidae
Source: RefSeq, a predicted model, not a curated record